Molecule: messenger RNA, 5712 nt
Organism: Hemiscyllium ocellatum (epaulette shark)
Lineage: Eukaryota; Metazoa; Chordata; Chondrichthyes; Orectolobiformes; Hemiscylliidae
Product: latent-transforming growth factor beta-binding protein 2-like
Exons: 36
Coding region: 1-5286 (1761 amino acids)
Molecular function (GO): calcium ion binding
Source: RefSeq, a predicted model, not a curated record
AUGUUGAAGUUUGUGAUAAUGGACAACUGCAUCCCCACAUAUUGUCUGCAGCCAGCUCAGUUCAGCAUCAUAGAACUGGAGAAUGAGCUGCAGAUAUUCUGGCACCUUAAGGAAGGGAAGAAUUACCUGAACACUUUGCAUGCUUUCAAAGCUAAUGUUUGUGGAAGACAGUGCUGUUCUGGAUGGACUGUGAGCCCUGGUACAAACAGAUGUAUAAAACCCGUGUGUGAUCCACCGUGCCAGAACAGAGGCUCGUGUUCACGACCUCAGCUCUGCGUCUGUCGGUCAGGGUUCCAGGGUUCAAGGUGUGAAGAAAUUGUUCCAGAACAGCCCUACAUACCCCGCAUAUUCUCGUCAAGAUCCUUCCCAUCUCGGUCGUCUGCUUUGCGCUCAAACAUAUUCCAGAGGACUGACAGCAGCACAAAAAACACGACAAGGCGUAAAAAUGAACCCUCAGCAGGACAUAGAGCUUCACUAAUAGGCCAAAGCUCUGUCAGUACAUUGAGUAGAUAUGGACAGCCUGUUAAUACUCAGCAAGUGCCUGGAACAUUACGUACUGUGAAACAUCUAUCGAAUGGAAAUGGACAGCUACUCACAAAUGCGUUAUUUAAUGGCAAUGGGCAGGCACGGGUCCAGAACCGUUUCACAACAAAUGGGCAAACGUUAAUUGAAAAUGAGCAUCCGUUGUUACGAGGGGCAAACCUGACCACCAAUAUAGGAACAAUAAAAAUAGUCUUCACGCCAACUAUUUGCAAACGUCAGUGUGUAAAUGGAAAGUGUUACAACAAUUGCAAAAAAGGUGACCCAACCACCCUUUACAGCGAAAAUGGUUACGGCCCUGUUUCCAAAUCAGGUUUUCGAAUCUAUUUCUGCCAGAUCCCCUGCCUGAAUGGAGGAUACUGCAUUGGAAGGGACAAGUGCAGGUGCCCAUCAAACUCAACAGGGAAGUUCUGCCACCUUCCGGUUCCUCCUGAAAAGCAAACUGUGUCAAAGACAGUACCUGUCCGUUCAUCAGGUUCGCAGUCUGUGUAUACUCUGCCACUUUCGAACCAACAAGUUGUAAUGCUUCCAUCCUUGGUUAAUAUCCACGUAAACCACCCACCGGAGGCCACUGUGCAGAUUCAUCAAGUGGCAAGAGUUAAAACCGUACCUGACACUCCAAUCAAGAACAGCAUAAAACUGUCACAGGAUCAGCAGCCAACCCAUUCAGUUCAACAAAGGUCACAGCUUAAUGUUAAUGGAAAUGUAAAUGGCCAGCCCAAACCUCAGCCACAACCACAACCACAACCACCAACCAGAACUCUGAAUGUGGGAAGAUGCUUUCAGGAAACAGCUGAUGGUCAGUGUGGAAAACCCCUUCCAGGUCUCACAAAACAGGAUGAUUGUUGUGGGAGCGUAGGAAUAUCAUGGGGGUACCAUAAAUGUACAAAAUGUCCUCCAAAACCAGAAUAUCCCAAGAUACAGAAUGGCCAGGUUGAAUGUCCUCUGGGCUAUAAAAAAAUGAACCAGACAAGUUGUCAAGAUAUCAACGAAUGCCUGAUGUCAGGAAUGUGUCAGAAUGCUAACUGUUUGAACACCAGAGGUAGCUACAGAUGUACGUGUAAACCUGGGUAUAUGAUGGAUACAUCAAGGAGCCACUGCAUCUCGGACAAAGCUGUUUCAGUAGAAAAAGGAACAUGUUUCAGAUCGUUGUCCAGAAGGAACUGCUCGCUGCCUCUUUCCCAGCAGAUCACGAAACAGAUCUGCUGCUGUAGCCGAGUGGGCAAAGGAUGGGGUAAAAACUGUGAAAAGUGCCCGCUGCCUGGCUCAGCUGUCUUUGAUGAAAUCUGUCCAGCGGGUCAUGGGUAUCAUUACUCUCGGUCUCACGUCCAGAUUUCAGUGAGACCUGCUGAAGAACAUGAAUUAGCUCAGAUUACCUCUGAACAAUAUCUUGACAGUCAGCAGAGCACCAUUAAGGAGUCCGAUUUAACUUCAAAGGAAAAGGAUGAAUUUAUUAGGUUAGAAGGAUACGAUACAACAAUAAAAACUCCUCAACCCUUUGCACCUGCUCAUAUUCCAAGAAUUGAUGCCUAUCCAGUGGAAGUACUAGUGAAGACAAGCCCACCUACUCUGGUGCAAAUUGUUCCGGAACCUACCCCGAGACAGGUGGCUUCAGUGUUUGCAACAGAAAUUUCAGUUGUAAAUAUAUGUGACAUUUCACCAAACAUCUGUGGUCCAGGAAUUUGCAUCAAUCAGCAAGUGGGAUAUUUGUGUAACUGUGAUCCAGGUUAUCAGCUAAAUGAUCAGAAAACAAAGUGUGUCGAUAUUGAUGAAUGCUGGCAAAUCCCACAGUUUUGUAGCUAUGGACGAUGUGAAAAUACAGUGGGAAGCUAUCGAUGUGUUUGUUCAAUUGGUUUUGUGCUGAACCAACAAGGCAUCGACUGCAUAGAUAUAAAUGAGUGUGAAGGAGACCCAUGUGAAGGAAAAGGCCAUUGUAUCAAUACAGCGGGCACGUACUCCUGUUCCUGCUAUUCUGGCUAUACAUUAGCUAUCUUAGAAGACAAACAGACCUGCCAAGAUAUAAAUGAAUGUGCUCAGGCUCAUUUGUGCCAUAGAGGACAUUGUAUCAACAUCCCAGGUUCUUAUCAUUGUGACUGUGAAGAGGGUUACGUCAUGGCUCCAUCAGGACAGUGUAACGAUAUUGAUGAAUGCAGUAGUCUCAAUACAUGUCCUACUGGAGAGUGUAUCAAUACUCUGGGUUCCUUUGAAUGUGUCAGCUGUUCAGUCGGAUACAAAGCAAUGAAUGGACGAUGUGUAGAUGAGAACGAAUGCUUGACAUUUGGCAUUUGUGCCAAUGGAAAUUGUAUAAAUGUGGAUGGAUCCUACCGAUGCAGUUGUAACCAAGGGUUUGAACCUGGGGAUAACCUGAAGAGCUGCAGAGAUAUCGAUGAAUGUAUGUCUCUUGAUGUUUGUUUCAAUGGACUUUGUACAAACACUGAGGGAUCUUAUGAAUGUUCAUCCUGCAGUCUUGGCUACAAACUAUCAGAAGACAGACACAGAUGUGAAGACAUGAAUGAAUGCUUGAGCAAGGAUGUCUGUGGUCCAAACGGAGAAUGUGUUAACAGUGAAGGAUCCUAUUUCUGCCUUUGUGCCAGGGGUUUCACCACUACUUCUGAUGGUACAGGCUGCCAAGAUAUUAAUGAAUGCUUGGCCAGAGACAUCUGUGGUCCAAAUGGAGAGUGCAUAAACAAUGAAGGAGGAUCUUAUCACUGUCUCUGUGCUCAGGGCUACACCACUACUACUGAUGGAACAGGCUGUGAAGAUGUGGAUGAAUGCAGUGACGAAACUAAAUGUUCAGGGGGACAAUGCAUAAAUACCGAUGGAUCGUAUAUAUGUAGAUGUGACGCAGGUUUCACACAUUUACCUGAAGCAGAACAAUGUAUAGAUAUCGAUGAAUGCAGUUUAUAUGGCAGCUCAGUCUGUGGAGUCUGGAAAUGUGAGAAUACGGUUGGGUCCUACCAGUGCAUCGUAAGAUGCCAACCUGGUUUCCAACGUACAGCGAUCGGAGAAUGCAUUGACGUUGAUGAGUGUAUGAAUGGAACGAUCUGUGGUACUCAUGGAUAUUGCGAAAAUACAGAUGGAUCCUUUCGUUGCCAUUGUGACCAAGGUUUUGAGAUUCCACCAGGGGGCCAAGGAUGUGUGGAUGUCAAUGAAUGCGAGAUGAUGAAUGGAGUCUGUGGAACAGCCCUCUGUGAAAAUUAUGAAGGAUCCUUCUUCUGUGUGUGCAUGGAUGAGAAUGAAGACUUUGACCCAGCGAGAGGACAGUGCCACCCUCGGGUAACAAUGGAACAGACACCAGUGUCCAUGAUGCCAGCUCCUGCAAAGGGAGAUUUGAAGGCGUGCUACUACAAUCUGAAUGAUGAGAACUUCUGCGAUAAUUUGCUGUCCCGAAACAUCACAAAGGAAGAAUGCUGCUGUACUGUUGGACUCGGUUGGGGUGAUAACUGUGAAGUUCACCCCUGUCCCAUGAUCAACACAGAUGAAUACAAUGAAAUUUGUCCAGAUGGAAAAGGCUUUAUUCCAUUUCAGAUCGGUUCUUUUAGCUUUGGAUCACAGAGCUAUGGAGAUGCGGAUGAAUGUACAAUGUUUGGAUCAGAAAUUUGCAAGAAUGGGCAUUGUGUAAAUAAUAUAGGUGACUACGCCUGUUACUGUGACACUGGAUAUUACUAUAACAAUGUACGACUGGAAUGUGUUGAUAUUGAUGAAUGUCAAGAUGAAAAUACAUGUGUGAAUGGAGAGUGUGUCAAUACACCAGGAUCGUUUAACUGUUUCUGCAGCCCACCACUUACACUGGAUGUAACCAGUAAAAAAUGUAUAAAUGGCACAGAAUUAGGAGUUAACUCUGAAGAGGUAGAUACAUAUCUGGAUAUAUGCUGGCAAGCAGUGACUGAGGAUGACAUCUGUAGUAAGCCUUUGAGGACCAGAUCAACAACAUACACUGAAUGCUGCUGCUUGUAUGGAGAGGCCUGGGGCCUUCAAUGUGCUUUCUGCCCCUCCAGAACAUCAGUUGAUUUUGCACAGCUUUGUAAUAUUCCUAGGAUAUUUGGCGAUGUAUCAACUGGGCUCCGGGACAGACCUGGCUAUGAAUAUGGCCCAGAAAUACCACCCUAUGGUCAGGAUUUCCAACCUGGAAUUGGAUCAUAUGACAAUUACGUUCAGCCUGAAUAUAGACCGUAUGAUUCCCAACAGGGGCUAGAAUAUGGAUUGGGAGAUCCCUAUCUUAGACAGAGAGAUCCGCAACCUGACUUGAGGUAUGAACUGAGAGAUCCUUAUCCAGCUCGUCAAUAUGGCCCAGUAGAACCUCAAUAUGGUGAAGCAUAUGGACCAAGAAAUUCACAACCUGGGUCUGAGUAUAGUUCUACGGGAUAUUUACGGAUUCCACAGUACCGUCCUCGGGAGCCUGGAAGAAUCCCAUUGUUUAGUAGCAGUGAGAAUGAUCGUUCCAGUAGUUUUGAAGGCUUACAAGCAGAAGAGUGUGGAAUUCUGAAUGGCUGUGAAAAUGGGCGAUGUGUUCGAGUGCAGGAAGGAUACACCUGUGACUGUUUUGAUGGUUUUGAGCUCGACAUGACAAAAAUGACUUGUGUAGAUAUUAAUGAAUGUGAGGAUCUGAGUGACAGCAUACCACUCUGCCGGAAUGCAAGCUGUGAGAACACAGAAGGAUCAUAUAAGUGCAUCUGUUUACCAGGCUUUGUGCUUUCCCAUUAUCCUAAUGACUGUAUACCAGAAAUAGAAACAGAUCAUCAGUAAGAAUACGGACAUUGUCACCUGGCAAGUGAUAAAGAAGCACUUGGUGAUUUAUUUUAAGGAAAAUACAUGUUUAUUCUGCUUGGGAUUAUCAAUUCGAUUAUAUGUGAGAGUAAAUGUUCAGCAACACACACAGACACCAGUCCAGUGACACUAUCUAUAAUUUAUGUCUAUGACUUUGAAAGAAAGUGUUGAUUAGAUUUGUGAUGGUUCCAUUUGAAAAAUAUACAGAGGCAGUACAAACUGCAAGUAGCAGACAGUUGGCUGAGACUAUUAAGACUGUGUAAGGCCUUUAUGUAACUUGAAGACAUCCUGAAUGGCUCUGAAAUAAUUGACACUAAGGUUGUGAUAAAUAUCAUUUGUUUAAGCAAAAGUUUUUAAAAAGUAAGUUAUUUCUUAUUAGACAUUGCCAUUUUAAAUAAGAGAAAA